UGCUGUUACGUUAUUUUGCAUUUCAGGGGACGAUAUGUAUUUACACUUGCUAACAUUGUAAAAUAUGUUUUGCAGUUGUUGAAUUUCUAAAAGUACCCUAAUCGAAAUAAUUAAGCACGAUUGAUAAAUAGUAAUAUUAUAAUUUCAAUUCCGAAAGACGAGCUUUACAAUAAUGCUAAAUAUUAAGCUCAAGUUUUACAAUUAAAAAUGUUAAGUACUUUAUAGGCUAAUUUCUCCUAAGAUUUCAUAAUCAAUUCCCACCACAUUUCCUAACAUACUAUAUGUCUGCGAUCAGCUCUUUACGCGAUUUGACUGCUUUCUAGGACGUUAGCCCAUCAAUGCCAUAAGCAUAAUAUCAACGAUAUCGAAACAAUUUAUCAUAUACUAAUUUAUUUCUAUCCUAUUUAAAUAGCGGCAAAAGCCUUUGCUUUUCUUUUAUAUUCUUUGUAUGUAUAUAUCUAUAUAGAUGUGUAUAUAUAUGUGUAUAUAUAUGUAUAUAUUUUUUUUUAUUCUGGUACUACUGGUAGGAUAAAAGUUUAAUGUUAAGGUCAACAUUUUGUGGAAGAUAUUUUGUAAAAUGUAUACUGGAUAGAAAUACUAUAUGAGUUGUUGUGCCACUGUUAAUACAAGCUUCAAGCUCUGCACCUGUAAGGGAUGGUAGGAGUAUUCUAAAAAGGUAUACUGCUGCAACAGUUGCCAUUUUUACCAGUCCUGCUGUGGUUAAAGUAUAAAUUGAUAAACAAGAGCAUUUCAGUUUAUUAAAUCGUCUGUACUUAUACAAACGGCGUACGAUGUUGCAUUCGUGGAAUUAAAUUUGGUAAUCUGGGCACCAACGAUUAGUAAUAGAUUAAAUCGUAGUGAUUUAUGUGGGAAAUAACUGCAAUGACAAAGAUAUCGUGUAUACGCAACGUCAUAGUGAAUGAAAAAAUAUUUUUUAUGAGUGUGCGUUAGUAAGAAUGUUGUGGAAAUUGUCAUGUAAAGUGUAUAUUUUAACAAAAUGUAGGCAUAAAUAACUGUGUUUAGUAGAAUAAAAACUGUUAUUUCACACAUAUGUAUACGUAUGUACGUAAAAAUAAAUAUAUAUACAUAUAUAUAAAGGUUAAAAAUCACAAAGAUUUUUAUCAACAAUUCUGUUCAUAUACAAAAGCUGUUGGCCUUGUUAAUGUGUGAAUGUUACGUCGCUGAUAAAUGUCGUCUGGUGAGUGGAAUUUGUGUGCUCUUAAAGCACUUGAAGAAGAAGAACAGAAAGAAUUUCUUGCACUGAGUCAAAAAAGUCUCUUCGAAUCGGUAUGUUUGCCGACGGGAGAAGAUUUGCUGCAUCAGACUGGAGAUCUUAGCCACAGUAAUUUUCAACCGAAAGUAUCGUAUGCUCAACAGCAUCCACAUCUAUUAAAGUUGCCCACCAUUAACGAAUGUAAUCUCAUUGCAGCGGCUCGAAGACGUCGAUUUCGGUUGUUGCAACAGAGCACAUCAGGUAGUAGCAAAGGAGAACGACAGUUACAAAUUACUCGUGUAUUAUCUCUCUCAGCUCAUUCCUUAACAGAACGCAGCAAUCGAAAUCAGAAAAAUGUUGCCUUAUCAGAAACUAACGACAAAAUGUCCCAAAUUAGUGGGUCAACUCAGUUCUAUAAUGUUUCACCAUUCUACACACCACCCUCCAUAAAACGAUGUGAGACUUCUCACCCCAAGUCCUUCAAGAACUCUCUGCAGGACUUGAAGAAGCAAAAAACGGAUCAUAAAAGGGAUGGGACAAAUAAAUCGCACUCUAAAUAUGGUUCCAACUCUACAGCUGCCUCAGUUCCUGAAGAACGCAAAAAGUUGCAUACCUCUUUGCUUGAAUCUUACACUUCUGAUGAGAACGAUUCAGAGAAGAAUUCUAUUAACAUUGAUCAAUCAGAUCACUGGAUAAAAACAUGUGAAGAUUGUGACGACAGUGCCACUGAGGCAGGUUCGUGCUCCGUGCCUUUGGGUACGGAUUCAGUUGACGCGAUUCGCCUUAUGCUAUCCGCCGCAACUGCAGCUAUCACAUAUACCUCCAAGUCUGAUAACACCCCAGUUUCUGCCUCAAUGUUAACCACAGUUAAAUUAGACGGCCACAGAACUUCUCCACAAACUAACCACAGCAAUAAUCUCCUUAAAUUGUCAUCAUCGUCAGCAGCCGAAUCCACAUAUAAUGGUGUACGAAACGAAACUAAAGAAAAACGAGAACGCAGCUUAACAGAUGAUAGCUAUGUUAAUAAUGAUGUCAGCAAGUGCAACAAUAAGAAGAGUAGACACCCUUUGGUAACUGCCCGUUAUUUAAAUAGUUGUCAUAAGGCCAACUUGUUGGAUGUGAGCAUGGAAUUUAAUGGGUGUUUGCAGGAUAAUAAAGCCGAUAACACGGUAUGGAAGUGUAACGUUAAAACAAGUCCGAUUGCUCAGAGUAUAGAAUUGACCAAACCAGCAAUAAAAAAUGGAUUAGAUAUUUUAUCCAACUUUUCUUGUAACAAAACGGUAUGGAUGAAAUCAAAACCGAUUGUUACAAAUAAACCAAACAAUCAUAUCCAGAACCUACUUUUACAUGCCACCCAUGGAGAGAAUCUCCAUCAUUCAUUAAUACGGUGCAAAGACGUCGUUAAAGAAGAAUCUCUAAAAAAUUAUAAUGAUUGCAAAAACCCACUAUCUAUGGGAAUUUUACCCAUAGCCGAAAGACCCAAUUGGUCAUCUUUUGCACAGUUGCACCACCAAUUUAUCGAUGAUGAACUUGAAGAACAUAUCAAACAAUGCUCAUGUUCAUGCAAUCAUAUGGGUUAUGGAAAUUCUAUGGAUUAUCAGGCCAUUGGCUUUGGUGGCCUACCUGAUGUCACCGAGCACUCCAAUACUCGUCGCACACAUUCCCGCCAAAACUCCAUUUCGAACAGUGAUUCAGGUGGCGAAAUUGCCAAUGCUAAUAAGUCAAAAUCAAACUUGUGUGAUAGCAAAUCGCCGCAAACAGGCCAAACUACCCCCGUCGAGCGUAAAUCAAAAAUAACCCACCAUGCAGCUGCUGCUAGAUGCAGCAGGGCACAUCGCCUCAAACCGCGACGAGGUUCCUGUGCCAUAGUCCUGACUUUUGUUGGCACGAUAUGCUUGCUUACUAUCGGCGCAUUGCUUGCAUACCAACACUUUAUGGCUCCCAGCCGCAAUUCGCAUGCACAAAGACUGAAAAUAGUGCGACGGAUACUAAAAGAAGUGCCGUUGGUGGAUGGCCAUAAUAAUUUUGCAUGGAAUGUCCGAAAAUACGCGCAAAACAGCUUGGAGUUGAUAAGCAUGAGACGCGAUCCUGACGCUGAAGCAUGGACACGACCGACGUGGGCUCAGACGGAUAUUGAAAGGCUUAAGCAAGGACUGGUCGGUGUACAAAUGUGGUCAGCAUAUGUUCCAUGUGAGGCAUUGGGACUGGACGCCGUCCAAGUAGCAAUAGAACAAAUUGACAUUAUCCGUCGCCUGACUGACAUGAAUACCUUGGAUACAAUGUUAGCAAAAUCUUCCAAGGACAUUUUUAUAGCUCGACAGCGUCAUCAGAUGGCUUCGUUAAUUGGCAUCAAAGGUGGUCAUGCCAUCGGCUCCUCUCUUGCCGUUUUAAGAUCAUUCUAUUCAGUUGGCGCACGUGCCCUUAGCCUUACGCAUAAGUGUGAUCUCUCAUGGGCAGGAUCAAGUGCCUCAGAAACAGAAAAUGGUUUAUCCGCGUUUGGCAAGGUAGUCAUUCGAGAAAUGAACCGCUUGGGAAUGAUGGUAGAUUUAUCUUACAGUUCUGCUGCGACAGCCCGCGACGUCUUGCAAAUCACCCGGGCCCCCGUUAUAUUCUCUCACUCCGCUGCACGACAAAUAUGUAACUCCACACAAAAUAUACCCGACGACAUUCUUAGACUAGUGGCAGAUAACGGUGGCCUAAUUAUGGUUAGCUUCGACCCAGAGGACGUGGCUUGCGGUCAACCGGCAUAUCUUGCAGAUGUUAUAAAACAUAUUAAACACAUUCGUGCAAUAGCUGGUGUCCAACAUAUUGGGUUAGGUGCAGGAUAUGAUGGCAUAGAAGAACCACCUAUAGGCCUUGAGGACGUAUCCAAAUACCCAGAUUUGCUGGCGACUCUGCUUCAAGAUCACAAUUGGAGCGAGCAAGACAUUGCAAUGUUAGCUGGAAAAAACUUUCUUCGCAUUUUGGAAACUGUGGAAAAUGUACGAGACUAUUGGAAACGUGCUGACAUUCAACCGCUCGAACAGACUGAACCACAACCGAAACCACAGUGCUCAUACAUGUCUUCGUGACCAUAGCUGCAGACAGUUAGCAAUCCUUGUGCUGCUGUGCACAAAUUUUACCUUAAUGGAUGCAAUCGUAUUAUGUAUACAAUAGAAAGUAUGCGGUCCCAGGUAAAUACUGAUGACUUCAGCAAAAUACAAUUGAUAUAUUAGGUUAUUUAUACAAUUAAACUACCCAUAUUUGUAUAUACAUAUGUAUGUUAAUUAAUGGAACAUUAGCUGCGCAUAUACAUAUGCAUGCUUGUACAGCAAUAAAAAAAUUAUAUGAAGCUGUGUAAAUCGGAGGAUUGUAUUUAAGGAAAUAUUUGUUGUGAAAAUGGAGUCUGCCAAGGAAAUUUAACUUAACAUAAUAUACAAAAAAAUAGAAAAUUAAUAAUACUAAUAAUAUUGGAUAGAAGAGUGAAUUAAUAAGUUUACAUCGGAGCACAAAUUACAAGCAUAUCUAUUCAAAUAAUUUCUUUGGUGUACAUUCGGUUGUUAUGUUUUUCUGUUUUUAGGAAAGAAUGUCAGAUUUUUCGAGAGGCUAAAAAUAAUUUUGGAAUAUAUGAGACUAUAAAAAUUAACAAUUUCAAACUAAAACACACAUUUAUACUCUACCUAACUAAAAUAUUUAUAUGUAGUAAAAUAUAUAAUUUAAAUUUUCUACAUAAGCACAGGUAAAUAAAUGUGCCAAUAUUUGCAUAUGUAGUUUGUUAGAGACUAUUGAGAUUGCCAGUUGUAACAUUAUUUUUAUUGUUACUAAGACAAUCCUUGCCACAAGUAGAUAACAUAAAGAUCUGAAUAACAAACGCAUAUACAUACACUUUAAUUCUUAAAAUCAUUUCCAAAAGUUAUGUGGUGUCCUUACAAAAAAAAAAAAAGUUUAACUAUUGAAUUAUUUUAGAUCGGUUUGGAUAAUUCAUUCUCAUCUACUUGCAAUACUUCUUAUUUGUACUACAAUGAAUAUUGUAUGUGUAGAGAAAAAAAAACAAUAGUGAAACAAAUUGUAUUCCGUUACAAAUAUUAGAAUUAGACACACGUACAGUGAUGUAUUUAAAAAAAUAUGUUACAAAAUAUCAAUAUAACUAAUCACUUAAUUACAUCGAAACGAUUUUAAAUAUAUACACAUGAAUAAAAAAAAUAUAUGAUAUACAAGUUGCUAAAAGAGA
Messenger RNA from Bactrocera latifrons, 5423 nucleotides. RefSeq lists its product as uncharacterized. The record is from RefSeq and is a predicted model, not a curated record. Gene Ontology annotation, molecular function: metallodipeptidase activity. Lineage: Eukaryota; Metazoa; Arthropoda; Insecta; Diptera; Tephritidae. Gene Ontology annotation, biological process: proteolysis. The transcript has 3 exons. The coding region runs from base 1189 to 4284 and encodes 1031 amino acids.